AUGUGGAGGAGUUUUGCUGUUCUUGUAACUAUGACUUUAUCUACAUCAAUAGCUGCAAGAAAAGCUUCUAUUCCCAUGGCUGCUUAUCAGAUAUGUUUAGAAGUUUGGUUGGCUCUUUCUUUGCUUACCGAUGCUUUAGCACUUGCAGGACAGGCAAUUCUUGCAAGUAGUUAUUCACAAAAGAAUUAUGGUGAAGCAUGCAGAGUAAUAGACAGAGUUCUUAAGAUUGGAUUAAUAUCUGGAGGUAGCUUGGCUUUUGUGCUGUUCUUAGGGUUUGGACAACUAUCUUCCUUAUUUACCACAGAUUCACAAGAUCUAAAUAUUGUAAGAUCUGGUACUUUGGGUUCUUUUGUCAGUUGUGGUUUAUGGAAGCUUAAUAGUAAGGCUUGUAUUUUUACAAGUUAA
Messenger RNA from Lactuca saligna, 405 nucleotides. The record is from the annotation of a GenBank genome assembly. Lineage: Eukaryota; Viridiplantae; Streptophyta; Magnoliopsida; Asterales; Asteraceae.